Molecule: messenger RNA, 5832 nt
Organism: Uranotaenia lowii
Lineage: Eukaryota; Metazoa; Arthropoda; Insecta; Diptera; Culicidae
Exons: 1
Coding region: 1-5832 (1943 amino acids)
Biological process (GO): DNA integration
Molecular function (GO): zinc ion binding; nucleic acid binding
Source: RefSeq, a predicted model, not a curated record
AUGAAAGAAAAAUUUCUCAAGCAAAGGGAGGAAUUAUUGGACACCGUUGUCGCACGGAACUCAAGAAACCGAAAGAGUUCGGUGAGUAUCCAAGGUAACCAGCAACGACUUCGUGAUUGGGUUCGCCAUUCGGAUCCUAAUGCGAACGGUACGGAAGAAGACGCUCACUCUUUCCCUGGAGCAAUAAAUCAAAGUGCGAAUAUGAAUGAUGAUCGAAGAAGGCUGGCUGAGCGCUUGGAUCAGUUUGAACUGAAUGGAAGUGUCACGGCAGAUGACGUGCAGGAUCUUUUGAGUCUCUGUAGGGAGACUUUGGCCUUGACAGGAAAAGCUGAUAGAAUCGGAACCGUUCCCAUUCGUAAUACGACAAGGAAGUUAGUCGACGCAGCGACUGAUCCCACUCUGCAACCGCCGAGUGUGCUUAAGGAUAGGUUCCUACGGUCGAGUAACAUGGAAACAGUUCCCAUGUUUAGCAAGUAUAGUUUGGAAGAUAAUCGACGGCUGAUCGACCAGCCAAUUGAAUCCGCAUCGAGGGUAAGGUUUAUAGAAACGAGAAAUGUUAGCUAUCCCGCCCAACCAAACUAUCCCAACGAAACAGGUAAGCGUCAAGCCUCUUUUGAUAAACCUAAAUACUAUGCCUUGAAUGAUUUUCCACCCAAAUUUGAUAUGCCACAUUAUGGCUCAGCCCCAAGUAGUCAGCCACACUUUGGAAACUCUCCUGGUCAGCCGCGUUUUGAUACCGCUGAACCUAAGUUUGAAAUUGAGCACCCCUCCAUAAACCUUAAUAGUUUUCCUGCUCAAACGCGUUACGAGUCCGCAAGAAAUAAUUUUAAUACGCUGCACCCAGUGCAAUACCCCCACGCCCCCAUAAAUUCUACAAACAAUGUUAUGAUUCAUCCAAGCCCAACUCCACAACAACUUAAUGCUAGACAGUCGCUCGCUCGUGAAUUACCGCGGUUUUCCGGUGAUCCGGCAGAUUGGCCGAUGUUUAUUGCUAAUUUCGAAUACACGACGGCAGCGUGCGGAUUCACAGACGGUGAAAAUAUGGUGCGUCUCCAAAAGUGCUUGUGUGGUAGUGCUCUUGAAACAGUUCGAAGUCAGCUAGUGUACCCAGCAGCAGUGCCCCAAGUAAUUGAAGAACUCCGAUUUCGGUUUGGACGACCGGAAGUGCUGAUCAAUUCUCUUCUCAAUCAAAUACGUUCGCUUCCAGCCAUUAGGUCUGACAAAUUGGAAGGUCUGGUGGAGUUUGGACUAGCAGUAAAAGCUUUGUGUGGACAUAUUGAAGCGGCCAACGAACUCUCUCAUCUGUUCAACCCGCAGUUGAUCCAGGAACUUGUGGCGAAGCUUCCUUCAGAACAACGGAUGCUCUGGGCAGCGCAUAGGCGAAAUUUGCAGACAGUGAAUUUAAGAACAUUCAGCGAUUACAUGGCGACCGUUGCUCGUGAUGCAACCAGUGUAAUUGUGUAUGAACCGGAAGGAAAGAAGAUCAGUUCUCGUGAAGUUACUCGUGAUAAAUUUAGGUCCAGAGCAUUUAUCAAUUCUCAUUCUAACGAUGUUGCAGGUUGCAGUGAAAAUACACCGCGUAUUAGGGAGUUAGACUGUGGAAGUUGUGGAGAACCAGGCCAUCGCCUUAGAGAAUGUGAAACCUUCAAGGAUCUUCCUAUUGACGAAAGGUGGAGGAGAGUACGAGCUUUGAAUUUGUGUCAAGUUUGCUUGUAUGGUCACGGACGCCGACCUUGUCGUAUAACUAACCGCUGCAACAUUGAUGGAUGCCAAAACAGACAUCAUGCAUUGUUACAUUCCAAGAAAGUUUCAUCAGAUAACCAGCAAGUUCAGCAUGUGGAGAAUCACGCCCAUCGACACACUAAUGGAUCAACACUUUUCCGAAUUAUACCAGUUACAGUUCACGGUGCACAAUCUGUUGUUGAAACGUACGCCUUUCUUGACGAAGGAUCGGACCUAACCCUGGUUGAAGAAGGACUCGUCAAACAGUUAGAAGUAAGUGGGAUUCAUCAACCAUUAUGUCUGCAUUGGACAGGAAACACUUCACGUUUGGAACAGAACUCCAUGAAAGUUGACCUCGACAUAUCUGGUAAAAGUCAGCAGAAGCGGUUCAAGAUAACGAAUGCCCGAACAGUCUCAACGUUGAAUCUACCACGACAGAGCUUUGAUGUGAAGGAAGCAGUCAACCGUUACACCCAUUUGAUGGGACUUCCUUUGACGGGUUACAGGAACGCUACGCCGACUAUUUUGAUUGGGAUUGAUAAUCUACAGCUGGCUCUUCCACUUGAGAUAAGAGAAGGUAAUAACUCAGGAAUCGUUGCAGCGAAAACACGACUAGGAUGGUGCGUGUAUGGAAAUCAAAAUAGACAAUCCGGAAGUGGUUUCAGUUUUCACGUUUGCAACUGCACGAAGGAUCUAGAGCUUCACGAUAUAGUUAAGCAGUUAUUCGCUUGGGAAGAAAUUGGAGUCGCUGUUGGACAGGUGUUGUCUAAGGAAGAUCAACGAGCGUUAGAGUUGUUGAGACUUUUUAUACGACGAGUGAAUGAUCGAUUUGUAACAGGUUUGCUGUGGAUUAGUGAUGACGUGGAACUGCCAGAUAGCUAUCCGAUGAGUCUACGACGACUUGAAUGUCUUGAACGGAAGAUGGAACGCAACCCUGAGCUGCGAGCUAAUCUACAUCGACAAAUAGGCGAAUAUGUAGCCAAGGGCUAUGCUCACCGAGCUACGAACGAAGAACUUCAGCAAGCAGAUCCACGUCGAGUUUGGUAUCUUCCACUGGGUGCCGUUACGAAUCCGAAGAAACCAGGGAAAGUGCGAUUAGUGUGGGAUGCGGCUGCGAAGGUGAACGGGAUCUCGUUAAACUGUGUUCUGCUUAAAGGUCCUGAUCAGCUUUCUUCUUUGCAUAGCGUGCUAUUUCAAUUUCGCCUGUUUAAUGUAGCCGUAACCUCAGACAUCAAGGAGAUGUUUCAUCAGGUUCGGAUAAGGGAGGAAGACAAGAACUCACAGCGUUUCCUUUGGAGAUCAGAUCCCACUCAGCAGCCUGAUGUGUAUUUGAUGGAUGUUGCAACGUUUGGGUCAAAGUGCUCUCCGGCAUCAGCACAGUAUGUAAAGAAUAUCAACGCACAACAGCACUGCGAACAGUUUCCAAAAGCAGCAAAAGCUAUAAUCCACCGUCAUUACGUUGAUGAUUAUCUGCAAAGUUUCGGCAAUGAAAAAGAUGCGAAGGAAGUUGCAACGGAAGUGAGGACAAUACAUCGAAAAGGCGGAUUCACACUACACAACUGGAGAUCAAAUAGUUUGACUGUUCUUGAACAUCUAGAAGAGCUGCCGAACGCUACAGAUAAACACCUAGAUCUCAGUAAAGAAGAUUCGACCAGAGAGCGAGUUCUAGGAAUGCUCUGGAAUCCCAGUAGUGAUGAGAUGAGCUUUGCUACACAGAUGAAUGCCGAGGUAAAAACACUACUUGAAACGGAAAAACGACCUACCAAAAGGCAAAUUCUACGCUGCGUGAUGACUUUCUUCGAUCCUUUGGGACUGUUAGCACCGUUCUUGAUACACGGGAAAUUGUUAAUCCAAGACCUGUGGCGUUCCGGAAUUGGCUGGGAUCAGGUAGUAGAUGAAGACGUACAUCAACGCUGGAUCAAUUGGACAAAAAUGAUAGACUAUAUAGCUGAGAUCCGUGUUCCCCGUUGCUAUUUUUCUGGAGCCACUGAGAAAACCUAUCAUCAUGCUCAGCUACAUGCGUUUUCUGACGCCAGUGAGUCUGCAUAUAGUUGUGUCAUCUAUCUAAGAACAAUGAGUAACGAUGGUUCCUGGGAGAUUCGCUUAGUCACAGGUAAGGCUAAAGUAGCACCUCUAAAGCCAGUGACGAUUCCAAGACUUGAACUGCAAGGGUGUGUAUUGGCGGCCCGUAUGAUGAAGUUUGUCCAGCAAAACCAUGAAAUUGAGAUAAAACAACGUUAUUUGUGGACUGAUUCCAGCACGGCGCUAUCUUGGAUACGCGCUGAUCCGCAUAACUACCGACCUUACGUGGCCCAUAGAGUAGCUGAAAUUCAGGAGUUGUCCAGAGGAGAUGAGUGGAGAUGGGUGCCUACAAAGAUGAAUCCUGCAGAUGAAGCCACGAAGUGGGGCAGUGGACCUUAUUUUAAGAACGACAGUAGCUGGUUUGAUGGUCCAAAUUUCCUUAUUUCCUCGGAGGAAGAUUGGCCCAGAUCGCGAGAGUAUUUUGUUAGCACUGAUGAAGAGAAAAGAGCAACAGUAAUGGUUCACCUCCACCGUGACCCAAUCAUUGAAUAUCAUCGAUUUUCUCGGUGGGAACGACUGCAUAGAACCAUAGCAUACGCACUUAGAUUCGUCAAUAUAUUCUCAAAGAAACGACACAUUGAUACGGAUGUCUUGAAGCAACACGAGCUGUUGGCAGCGGAACAAGAAAUCAUCAAACAAGUCCAGUGGGAAAGCUAUCCGGAUGAAAUGACCCUUUUGAGAAGUUCCAAGAACUGUGGUGAAGGAUCCACGAUACAGGUCGACUCAAACAGCCAACUUUAUCAGUUAAUUCCGUUUCUGGAUGACCAAGGAGUGAUGCGCGAGAACAGUCGUGUGAAGUCGUCGAAAACAGUAGCAUAUAACGUACGUUACCCCGUCAUUUUGCCCAGGAAACAUAGAGUAACAGAACUGCUAGUUGAUUGGUUUCAUCGUCGUUUUCACCACGCUAACUUCGAGACUGUGGUGAAUGAAAUUCGUCAGUUGUACUCUAUUUCCAAGCUGCGUCAAGUUGUGAAGAAAGUGUGCAAUGAUUGUCAAAUGUGUAAAGUACGAAACGCAAGACCGUCGCAUCCUAUCAUGGCGCCAUUACCAGCUGCUCGAUUGGCCGAUCAUGAACGCCCAUUCACCUUUACGGGACUUGACUAUUUUGGGCCACUACUAGUCAAAGUCGGACGUUCGUCAGUGAAGAGAUGGGUUUGUUUGUUUACUUGCCUAACUACACGCGCCGUUCACUUAGAAGUUGCUUUUGAUUUGUCCACUGCAUCGUGUAUUUUCUGUGUCCGCCGGUUUAUUGGGCGCCGUGGAGCACCCUUAGAGUUCUACAGUGACAAUGGGACGAAUUUCCAAGGAGCGUCAAGAAUAUUGCAAGAUCAAAUCAAUCGGGGUUUAGCCAACACUUUCACAAACUGUCACACGAAGUGGACCUUCAAUCCACCAGGGGCUCCGCAUAUGGGGGGCGUGUGGGAGAGACUCGUUCAAUCUGUUAAGUGUGCAAUUAAAGAUGCGUAUGAAGAGGGAAAAUUAAAUGACGAGGGCUUGCAAACACUUUUAGUAGAAGCCGAAGGCAUAGUUAAUAGUAGGCCACUGACGUAUUUACCUUUAGAUGCAGCAGAAUACGAAGCACUUACCCCUAACCACUUCCUACUGGGAAGCUCUAGCGGGGUAAAGCAACCAACUGUACCUGUAGAAGAACAUCGAAGACUGAAGACAACCUGGGAUCUUAUACAACAUGAGCUGGAUGUUUUCUGGAAACGCUGGCUAAAAGAAUACAUGCCAAUCAUACGUCGCCGAUCUAAAUGGUUCAAACAAGUUCGGCCAAUUGAAGUUGGGGACCUAGUUCUGGUGGUCGAUAACAAAGUAAGAAACGGAUGGAUACGAGGACGUGUUGAGGAAGUAGUUACUGGGUCAGACGACCAAGUUCGUCAAGUCUACGUGAGGACAGCCAAUGGAGUUCUACGCCGAGCGGUUCACAACCUUGCUUUAUUGGAUGUUGGACGAAUUAGUGCAGUCUCGGUGGAUACCAAGAUGCACCCGGGGGAGGAUGUCGGCAAACAGGCAACCCUGCCGUAA